UGCUUACCUUACUGUGCCGGGCUCGCCGUCGACAAUGGGUUAAUUCACCCGCUCCUGCCUUGAUUUCACUCGUGCAGUCAGAAAAUUACGGUUCUCGUCUACAGCCUCCGAGGCGUCUGAGGACUUAACUGAGUCAACUCAUCUAUCACCCAAGAGUCAUGAUGGCCAUUCCAUACCACCUCCUCAAAGCUUGCGGCAGCUUCAUCUUCGCUGCACAGGGCAGCAACAUCCACUCCUUCAACUCAGCCCUAGAGCAUAUUUCGACAUGGAAGUACCCGGUGAAGCAAGAAGAUGAGUCGAGUGGGCAAUCCACUGAGCCCCGGGAUUUACCAGCGCUCGAGGGACCACCAACGAAACGUAGGAAAGUUGAGGAUGGCCAAGAGUCGACUAGUAAUGGCCAUGCUACUGAGCCCGCGAACGGUCAGGGGAAGAGCAAAAGCGUGGAUAAAUACGCCCAUCCUGCCUAUGAGAAGCCGUUCAUUCAGGGUCUCUACGCCACUACGGAUGGCCGCCACCUCGUAGCCAUCACGGGCUCUGACAAGACAAUCUGGGUAUUUGAGCACGACGGCGCAGGCAAUCUCAAGCAGCUCAGCCAGAGGGCCAUGCCCAAACGCCCCUGCUCCCUGGCGCUCACCCGGGACAACCGCACGAUCCUCUCGGCGGACAAAUUCGGCGAUGUCUACGCCCUCCCCUUGAUCCCCGCUCCCUCCUUCUCCUCCUCCUCCUCCACUGCUACCACCACGACGACGCCGCAGCCCCUAUCCCGUAGCGCAACACCGGCACUACCCCCCAAGCCGCAGGCGAACGAGCUCACGGUGCACACCAAACGCAACCUGAGGGCGCUCGAGAACCAAAAGAUCAGCCUGAACCGCAAAGCCCAACAACAACAACAACAACAGGAAUCCCAGCAGACCCAGCCGCAGUUCGAGCAUACCCUACUCCUAGGCCACGUUUCCAUGCUCACCGCGAUCUGCGUCGGCACGGAGCGUGUGGCGGCGGACCGGGAGAGGGAGUACAUCAUCACGGCCGACCGGGACGAGCACAUCCGCGUGUCGCGGGGGAUGCCGCAGGCGCAUGUGAUCGAGGGGUUCUGUCUGGGCCACGAGGAGUUUGUGAGCCGGUUGUGUGUGGGGCCGGGGGGUAGGCGGGAGAUUCUGGUAUCGGGAGGCGGCGACGACGAUCUGUUUGUGUGGGACUGGGCGAAGGGGAGGUUGCUCGGCCGGGCGGGCGUGCUGGAGCACGUGAAGGGAGUCAUCGGGGAGAGCGUGAGCAAGGUUGCGGUGACGAAGCUGCUUGGAUGUCUGUGGAAGGGGAAGGCGUGCGUGUUUGUUGUGGUUGAGCGCCUCCCCGCUGUCUUCCUCUAUGAGCUCCUUGAGGACAACACCCUUCAACAUCGCGAGACCGUCCGGCUGCCAGGGAACCUGCUCGACGUGGAGGUCAUCGAGCUGUCUGGUGAAGCACAACGGCUUCUAGCUGCCGUGGACUUCGACUCUUCAACUGAUGAGGCCAACAGGAGUAGUUCUUCGCUGAUUAUCCUGGACAAGCAAGAAGCGGGCUGGCAAAAGAGCAAGGUCGAGAAUCUACCAGCUAUUGGUGAUAUCAACAUCAGCGAGGACGAGCUGCAAAAGAUCUUGUAUACUACAGAAAGCUUACGCAAGCUCAGUGACUUCGACUGAGCACAUAGAGGGCGCCAAUGAGUCAGCCUCUGGUUCCUGGCUAGUUUAUGACCAGGAGUGUCAUCAAGGAAAACCUCGCCUGACAUGCGGUCUCCGAUUGGAUGAGUUAUAAGGACUCUUUGUAACCAGAGUAUACCCUGACGACUAGAGGAUGAAAAAGGCCGUGUACCACGCUUCUAACUCUGGUUCAAGUGAUGAGUCAAGCAAAAGAAUCAUCAUAUGGGAAAAGAAAGUGAUAGAAGAAGAAUGUGGGAGAGAAAGACGGGAAAAUGGCAGGAGAAUUAAAAGAAGGAGGAGAGGAAGGAGUUGAAAAAGAAGCCAUGGUAGGUAGCAGACCAAAUCCCGUUCCUUCUCCUGAAGUAUGAAUCUAGGGGGCCUCAAUCUUUCUCAGACGGGAGUACGAGACCUUUGUGGCCAAAAAGAACCUGGUGAGAAUGGAGGCAACGUUCACCGAAGAUGUUCAAAUG
Messenger RNA from Chaetomium strumarium, 2143 nucleotides. RefSeq lists its product as uncharacterized. The transcript is spliced from 3 exons. Gene Ontology annotation, cellular component: nucleus; tRNA methyltransferase complex; cytosol. Gene Ontology annotation, biological process: tRNA modification; RNA (guanine-N7)-methylation. Bases 159 to 1676 code for a protein of 505 amino acids. NCBI's taxonomy places the organism in Eukaryota, Fungi, Ascomycota, Sordariomycetes, Sordariales, Chaetomiaceae. Gene Ontology annotation, molecular function: protein binding. The record is from RefSeq and is a predicted model, not a curated record.